AUGCAACUCGAAGAAGAGUUAAAGAGACAAAUACGUCAGGACUGCUGUCUCCAGCAACUGGCGGAUAGGAGACAGCAGCAACUGGUAGAGUUAGAGGCCCAGUGCGCUCGGCAGCAGCUGCGAGUAGAGCAGCUAACCCGGCAAGUAGAGGAACUCACCAGUCUCUGUGUGGAGGAGUCUCGAGAGGGUGUUAAUAACGAGCUAACGCGGCUUCAGGGCAACGAGGGUUUGUAUAGAGAGCAGCUGGAGGGUCUUAGCAAAAGACAAAAGGAGACAGAGGACAAGCUAGCAGCAGCAAAUAUAGAGAGGGAGAGACAGGCUCAGUAUAUACUGAAGGCAGAUGCAGAGACAGAGCAGCUAAAGCAGCAGCUAGCUGCAGCAUCUAGCCAGCUAGCUACUGCUGAAGUGCAGCUAGCUACAGCCCUUCGCAAAGAAGAAGAGGCACAGAGACAAGCAACACGAGCCCGAGAUGCAGCAGCAGCAGCAGCAGCAGCAGCAGAAGAGAGACAUAAGCAGCUGUGCGCCGCGCUGCAGCAUAAGGCCGAUGCGCUGCAACAGGAAGCAGCAGCAGCAGCAGCAGAAAUCCUAAAGAAAGAGCAGCAGGUAGAUGAUUUGCUGCUGCAGAUAAGCGGCCUUCAGGGGGAUCUGCAGCAGCAAACAGCGCGGAAGGAGGCCCUUGAAGAGACUCUGGCUAAGGAGAGGGAGAGACAGCAGCAGCAGCAGCAGCAGCAGCAGCAGCUGAGGCGGAGCGAAGAAACUCUUCGUGCUGCCAGAGCAGCAGCAGAAGCGCAGCUAGCAGCAGAAAUAGAAGCCCACAAAAGAGACAAAUAUAUUCUAGAGGAGACACUUGAAGAGAGGAGGGAGGUGCUGCAGGAGCGCGACUUGCUGCAGCAGGAAGCAGCAUCAGCUAAGGCGCAGCUGCAGCAGCUGCAGCAGCGGAUAGCAGAUGCUGAGGCAAGGGAGCAGCAGCUAAGAGCAGACGCAAGGCAGCAGCAGCAGCAGCAGCUACAGAAAGAAACAGAGACACUCAAGCAGCACUUUGACGAACGAAACAGAGUUGAGGAGAUACUGAGGGAGACCGAAGACAAGCUUAGAGACACGGGUCUGCAGCUGCUGCAACAGCAGCAGCAGACGCAGCAUCUGCAGCAGCAGCUUCAGAGAGCGCAGAAGCAGCAUCAGGAUGCACAAGAUAAGGCAGAUGCUCUCCAGCAGCAGCUGCAGGAGAGAGAGCUGCAGCAGCAGGAAGAACUGCAGCAGCAGCAGCGCGAAACGCAGCAGCAGCGAGACCAGCUGCAGCAGCAGAUGCAGCAACAGCAGCUAGAGCUGAAGCAGCAACUCGGCGACCUCCAGCAGCAGCUGCAGAAGGAGAAGCAGAAAACUACAGACGCGGAGACAGUGAUAGCGAAGCUGCAGCAGCAGAAAAAGGCAGAGAGCAGCGCAGCAGCAGCAGCGCAGCAGCAGCAGCAGCUGCUGCAGAAGCAACAGCAAGCAGCAGCAGAAGAAGCUAGAAACAAAGAGACUCAAGUGCAGCAACUUAAGGAGGUUGUCUCUUCUCUAGAGAGUCGCUUAGCUACGGUGCAGACAGAGAGAGACACAGCGAACGAGAAACUAAAGGAGACAGUGCAGCAGCAGCAGAAGCUGCAGCAGCAGCUGCAGCAGCAGCAGCAGCAGGCAGCAAAGGUUGAAGACGAGCUGAAGAAGCACCGGGAUGCAGCAGGGAAGGAGAAAGAAACUCAGGAGAAGGAGCGCAAAGCCUUAGAGCAGCAGCUGCAGCAGCUGCAGCAGAAGCAGCAGCAACUGCAGCAGCAAGUCUCAUCUACAGCAGAAUCUUCAAACGAGACUCUAGCAAAAGAGAAGCAAGCAAGAGAGCAACUAGAGAAGCAGCUGCAGCAGCAAACGAAGGCAAAAGAGGAGCUGCAGCAGCAGCUAGCGGCAGCUCAGGAGCAGCUGAAAGUACAGCAGCAGCAGCAGCAAGAAAAAGCAGCAGCAGGAGCAGAUACAGGGCCUCAAGUGGCGAAGGCUGAGGGGGAGACAGCAGAUAACCAGGCUGAAGCUGAGGAGGCAGCAGCAAUAGCAGCAGCAGCAGCAGCAGCAGACAUUGAAGGGCUAAAGAAGAUAAUAGAUAAGAAGGCUGAGCGCUUUCAUAAAGCCAAGGAGAGACACUUAGAGGUGGUGCACCGCUACAACAAUUUGGUUGUUAAAUAUAACAGUCUCCUUGACGAGAUCUCCCGCUUCAUUAAGGAUGCAAACGACAG
This is a messenger RNA of Eimeria acervulina, 2255 nucleotides long. RefSeq lists its product as hypothetical. NCBI's taxonomy places the organism in Eukaryota, Apicomplexa, Conoidasida, Eucoccidiorida, Eimeriidae. The annotation marks the transcript as partial. The record is from RefSeq and is a predicted model, not a curated record. The transcript is spliced from 3 exons.